AACUAUAAUUAAGAUUUUAAAAACUAAUAAUAAUAUUGAUAAGAAAACACCGUGCAUCAUCGGUCCCACUUUUUUCAGAGGCUCGACAUGUAUAUAAGGCCUUCCAACCAAUCACCAAAGUCACCCAGCUGCAUUCUCCAUCUCUUCUCUACACCUGCUGUUACCUCUGUAUUGUUGUUACCUUUCCACUGUUUCUACAUCUUCUACAAGCAUCACUUCUUUGCCUAUCUGUUGGUUCUCUUGUCAUCAAUUUCUUCAAGGUAAAAACUACAGAGAAUGAGCUGGACAGGAGGAGACUGGAUGUGCCCUGCAUGCCAACACAUAAAUUUCAAGAAAAGGGAAAAUUGUCAACAUUGCAGUUAUCCAAAGUAUGGUGGCCCUGAUCCAACAACAUUCAUCUAUAAAAGACCUGGAGAUUGGUAUUGCACUGCCAUGAACUGUGGAUCUCAUAACUUUGCUAGUAGGUCAAGCUGCUAUAGAUGUGGUGCAGCAAAGAAUGAUUAUGGUGGUGGCUAUGGAGCUAACAUGUAUGGAUCAGAUGCCAGUUUUCCUUCUGGAUGGAAAUCUGGUGACUGGAUUUGCACCAGAUAUGGAUGUGGAGAACAUAAUUAUGCUAGCAGGACAGAAUGUUACAAAUGCAAGACACCAAAGGAUUAUGGUGGUGCAGUUUAACAAGAAAAUGUAACAUGCUGCUAUAUGACAAAUUUCUUUUGAUUCUGAUCCCUCCACUAAUUCUAGCUUUUCUUGGCUUUUUGUUGAAGACUAAUAAUGAGCUUUAGGAUGAUGAUGAUCAUUGGUCGAAGACCCAUUUUCAUUUGGGAAGGGUUUCUGGCUUUAUGUAAUGAUUAUCCAUGUUCUUGCAUGAAGCUUAUAGAAAGAAACCCUUCUUUCUUUUUUUCUUUUUCUCUUUAGAUUUUCUUAUUGUUUUCUUCAUAAAUCGGACAUAAUUAUGUUUCUAAUUACCAAA
Molecule: messenger RNA, 967 nt
Organism: Ricinus communis (castor bean)
Lineage: Eukaryota; Viridiplantae; Streptophyta; Magnoliopsida; Malpighiales; Euphorbiaceae
Product: RNA-binding protein involved in heterochromatin assembly dri1
Exons: 4
Coding region: 277-672 (131 amino acids)
Cellular component (GO): cytoplasm
Molecular function (GO): mRNA binding
Source: RefSeq, a predicted model, not a curated record